UCAAAGUCAAGUAUUCAAAACAUGCAUGGCCUCUCUGAACUGGAGUUUAGAUGAAAGUAUAUGGAGAGUUUAGAUUUAAAUGGAAAAGACCACACAGCUGCCUUUGGGGACAAGCGGCUGUUGUAGUGCAGAACAGCACACUUAAGAUUACAAGGCUGUGAACAAAAACUUUGUCAGGCUGUAACUCAGACUGACCCUCUAGGUGUACUGUAGGCUUAUUUGCCUGUAAAUACUUGUUUGCAUCUCUGCUGCCUUCAAGCCAUUUUAAUUAUCCUGGAAAAAAAAAACCUGGACGAUCUCUUCGAGGAUUGCCACCGUUUCAACUAAGAGGAAAUGGAUUACGCUGUGCAGUUCGUGGAACGCCAUCAGCCUGAACUUAUUCAACGUGUCACUCUGGUGGAUCCCAUAGUAGACAAACUGCUCUCGACGAGAGUGAUCUCCAAUGAGAUGUAUGCUAAUAUCCGUGCAGCUUUCACCAGCCAGGACAAAAUGAGGAUGCUGUACAGUGUUCUGCAAAGCAGACAAUCUAAAGCUGCCUUUUAUGAGGCACUGAACAGAGACAAUCCUUACCUUGUUCAGGACCUGGCUGUUCCAUUUGUGGACAAACACAGGGAUGAACUCAGUGUGCACAUGGAUUUAAAAUCUACAGCUGAUGAACUGAAUUCCCAGGGCCACACUGAACUGAGCUUUAAAUUCGAGAAGGCUCUGACCAGAUCGAACAACACCACUCUGUCAGAUGUCCUUAAAACUUUAGACGAACCAGAAAAGGAAUUGUUUUACACAUCUUUGAAGGUUCAGAAUCCUCAUCUUGUGCAGAAGUUGGAUAUGCCAAAAGGCUUUAAACCUCCAUUAUUUGAUGGUAACAUUUUAGGAAAAGGAUCUGAGGACACAAUAGUGUACAAAGCAAAGUUUGAUGAACGUACAGUGGCAGUAAAGAGGGUGAAAAAAAAGUUGGUCAAAAUUGCCUUAAUCGAGUUGGAGUUGCUGCGGAAGUUAGAUGGUCACCCAAAUGUUGUUCGCUAUUUUUACAAUUGGGUGGAUGAUAAAUACCAAUACAUCAUCCUUGAGCUGGCCUCUUCCACUCUGAAAGAGUACAUAGAAGAGAAAGACAAGCGGAUCUCUGAGCUGGAUCCUGUCUCUUUGCUUCAGCAGAUCAUGUCAGGACUGGCUUACCUACACUGUCAUAAAAUUGUGCACAGAGACAUAAAGCCAACAAACAUCCUGCUGUCCCAGCCUGACAUUAACGGGAACAUUAAGGCUAUGAUCUCUGACUUUGGGCUUGGGAAGCAGCUGGAUCAGGACAAGAGCACAUACAGUAAGGGAUCUGGGUCAGUGGGAACCUUACACUGGAUGGCCCCUGAGGCACAUGAGAGUGAAAGUGUAAAGCCGGGGUAUAGUGUUGACAUCUUCUCUGCCGGCUGUGUGUUUUACUAUGUGUUGUCUGAAGGAAGCCAUGCCUUUGGCAAGAACAUUCUUAAAAAUAUCUUCACGAGCAAGCAUGAACUAGACAAGCUGAAAGCAGAUGUCCACCAACACGUUCUAGCCAAACAUCUGAUAGUCCGCAUGCUGAGCUUUGAGCCCAAGAGCAGACCCACAGCAGAGACCGUUCUACAUCAUCCUCUUUUCUGGGACUCCUGGCAGCAGCUGGAUUUCAUGCAGGAAAUCAGUGACCUGUUAGAAUAUGGAAAAGAUACAGUGACACACCUGGAGGAAAACAGUGCAGAUGUGGUUAAAGGAGACUGGACCAAACACAUCACUGAUGGUCUGAUGGAAGAUCUUCAAAGGAGGCGUCGCUAUGAUGGAUGUAAAGUACAGCAUCUCCUCCGUGCCAUCAGAAAUUGUAAACACCACUACAGUGACAAACGAAAGGAGGAGAUGGGCUCGAUUCCUGAGGGCCUUGUGUCGUAUUUCACCACGCGAUUCCCGACCCUGCUGCUGCACACUUAUGAAGCGAUGAUCCACUGCGGAGUCGUCCCAAAGCUUCUUCCACAAAACCAGAGCUCGGGUAGACUCGUCAUCACUGAGCCCUGACUCCCCGACCAGGGCUUUUCAAAGAGCUUGAACUGGGAGGGAAAUACAAUGAACUGAAUUAAUACAAUAAACUGAA
Messenger RNA from Megalops cyprinoides (Indo-Pacific tarpon), 2107 nucleotides. Its product is annotated as serine/threonine-protein kinase/endoribonuclease IRE1-like. The transcript has 12 exons. Gene Ontology annotation, cellular component: IRE1-TRAF2-ASK1 complex. Gene Ontology annotation, biological process: inflammatory response; IRE1-mediated unfolded protein response; mRNA processing. Lineage: Eukaryota; Metazoa; Chordata; Actinopteri; Elopiformes; Megalopidae. Bases 334 to 2031 code for a protein of 565 amino acids. Gene Ontology annotation, molecular function: protein serine/threonine kinase activity; ATP binding; RNA endonuclease activity. The record is from RefSeq and is a predicted model, not a curated record.